CCUCCUCCUGCUCCUCACCGCCCCGCCUCGGCCCGCCGCGGCCCGGUACCAGCGUGUGGUCCCGCCAACGGAGCCGUCCGUGCCUCGUGCUCCCAGGACUGCGGUGCUGCGCGCUCGUGGUGCGUGGCACUACUCAUGGCGAUGGAUCGAGUGAACACGCUGUGCGAGCAGCUGGUGAAAGCGGUGACGAUCAUGAUGGACCCCAGCUCCACCCAGCGUUACCGGCUAGAAGCCCUCAAGUUUUGUGAGGAGUUUAAAGAAAAGUGCCCUGUCUGUGUUCCCUGUGGUUUGCGGUUGGCUGAGAAAACACAAAUUGCCAUCGUCAGACAUUUUGGCCUUCAGAUCCUGGAACACGUUGUCAAGUUUCGUUGGAACAACAUGUCUCGAUUGGAGAAGGUCUAUCUGAAGAACAGUGUCAUGGAGCUGAUCGCAAAUGGAACUCUGAACAUUUUGGAAGAAGAGAACCAUAUUAAAGAUGUUCUGUCUCGAAUUGUAGUAGAAAUGAUCAAGCGGGAGUGGCCACAGCACUGGCCUGACAUGCUAGUAGAACUGGACACUCUUUCCAAACAAGGGGAAACACAGACUGAAUUAGUGAUGUUCAUUCUUUUGCGGCUGGCAGAGGAUGUAGUGACCUUUCAGACACUACCCCCUCAAAGACGAAGGGAUAUCCAGCAAACAUUAACCCAGAACAUGGAAAGAAUCUUCAGUUUUCUCCUUAACACGCUUCAAGAAAAUGUAAACAAGUACCAACAAGUGAAGACAGAUAAUUCUCAGGAGUCAAAGGCCCAAGCACACUGUCGAGUAGGAGUCGCGGCAUUGAACACUCUGGCAGGCUACAUUGACUGGGUGCCCAUGAGUCACAUUACUGCCGAGAACUGCAAACUUCUGGAGGUGCUGUGCCUGCUCCUGAACGAACAGGAACUUCAGCUGGGAGCAGCUGAGUGUCUCCUCAUCGCGGUCAGCAGGAAAGGCAAGUUGGAAGACCGGAAGCCCUUGAUGGUCUUAUUUGGAGAUGUUGCCAUGCAUUAUAUACUCUCCGCGGCACAGACCGCUGACGGAGGAGGCUUAGUCGAAAAACACUAUGUCUUCCUGAAGAGACUCUGUCAGGUGCUGCGUGCCCUGGGCAAUCAGCUGUGUGCAUUGUUGGGUGUGGAUUCUGAUGUAGAAAUACCAGCAAACUUUGGAAAAUACCUGGAAUCUUUUCUUGCUUUCACAACUCAUCCAAGUCAGUUUUUGCGCUCUUCAACUCAGAUGACUUGGGGAGCCCUCUUUCGACAUGAGAUCCUAUCCCGAGACCCUUUACUAUUAGCAAUAAUACCAAAAUAUCUGCGUGCUUCUAUGACUAACUUGGUCAAGAUGGGCUUUCCUUCUAAAACUGACAGCCCUAGCUGUGAAUACUCUCGAUUUGAUUUUGAUAGCGAUGAGGACUUCAAUGCUUUCUUCAACUCUUCUCGGGCCCAACAAGGAGAGGUAAUAAGGUUAGCAUGUCGUUUGGAUCCCAAGACUAGCUUCCAGAUGGCUGGGGAGUGGCUGAAGUAUCAGCUCUCAACUUCUAUUGACCCUGGCUCCAUGAACUCUGGAACUGGAGAAAGCAGCCUCUGCUCCAUAUUCUCACCAUCAUUUGUGCAGUGGGAAGCCAUGACCUUUUUUUUGGAAAGUGUGAUCAACCAGAUGUUUCGAACACUAGACAAAGAAGAAAUUCCUGUUACUGAUGGAGUAGAGCUAUUGCAGAUGGCUCUGAACUUUGACACCAAGGACCCCCUCAUCCUGUCCUGCGUCCUCACUAACGUCUCGGCACUGUUUCCAUUUGUCACCUACAGACCAGAGUUCCUGCCCCAGGUCUUCUCUAAGCUGUUUUCAUCAGUCACUUUUGAAAUUGUUGAAGAAAGUAAGGCUCCCAGGACCCGGGCGGUGAGGAAUGUGAGGAGACACGCGUGUUCCUCCAUCAUCAAGAUGUGUCGUGACUACCCCCAGCUCGUGCUGCCCAGUUUUGACAUGCUGUACAACCAUGUGAAGCAGCUCCUGUCCAACGAACUGCUGCUGACACAGAUGGAGAAGUGUGCCCUCAUGGAAGCCCUGGUUCUCAUCAGCAACCAGUUCAAGAACUACGAGCGUCAGAAGGUGUUCCUCGAGGAGCUGAUGGCACCUGUAGCCAGCAUCUGGCUUUCUGAAAACAUGCACAGAGUGCUCUCAGAUGUUGAUGCUUUUAUUGCCUAUGUGGGGGCCGAUCGGAAAAACUGUGACCCGGGCCUGGAGGAUCCCUGUGGCUUAAACAGAGCACGAAUGAGCUUUUGUGUUUAUAGCAUCCUGGGUGUUAUGAAACGAACUUGCUGGCCCACUGACCUAGAAGAGGCCAAAGCUGGGGGAUUUGUGGUGGCUUAUACGCCCACUGGGAACCCAAUAUUCCGUAACCCCUGCACAGAACAGAUCCUGAAACUUCUUGACAAUUUGCUUGCCCUUAUAAGAACUCACAAUACAUUAUACGCACCAGAAAUGCUAGCCAAAAUGGCAGAACCUUUCACAAGGGCUCUGGAUAUGCUUGAAGUGGAAAAAUCUGCUAUUUUAGGAUUACCUCAGCCUCUCCUGGAACUGAAUGACUCUCCUGUCUACAAAACGGUCUUGGAAAGAAUGCAGCGUUUCUUCUGCACCCUCUAUGAAAACUGUUUCCAUAUCCUCGGGAAGGCAGGCCCUUCCAUGCAGCAGGACUUCUACACCGUGGAGCACCUGGCCACCCAGCUCCUCAGCUCUGCUUUCGUCAACUUGAACAAUAUUCCUGACUACCGACUCCGACCCAUGCUUCAUAUCCUUUUGAAACCUCUGGUGCUCUUCUGUCCCCCGGAGCACUAUGAAGCCCUGGUGUCUCCCAUCCUUGGACCUCUUUUCACCUACCUCCACGUGAGGCUUUCCCAAAAAUGGCAAGUCAUCAACCAGAGGAGCCUGCUUUGUGGAGAAGAUGAGACAACAGAUGAAAACCCAGAGUCUCAAGAGAUGCUGGAGGAACAACUGGUGAGGAUGUUAACCCGAGAAGUCAUGGACCUGAUCACUGUGUGCUGUGUUUCAAAGAAAGGUGCUGACCACACUACUGCUCCCCCUGCAGAUGGAGAUGAUGAAGAGAUGAUGGCCACAGAGGUAGCCCCCUCGGCCAUGGCGGAGCUUACAGACCUGGGGAAAUGCCUGAUGAAGCAUGAGGAUGUUUGUACAGCGCUGUUAAUUACGGCCUUCAACUCCCUGGCCUGGAAGGACACCCUGUCCUGCCAGAGGACGACCACACAGCUCUGCUGGCCUCUCCUCAAACAAGUGCUGUCAGGGACACUGCUCGCAGAUGCUGUUACAUGGCUGUUCACCAGCGUGCUGAAGGGCUUACAGACACAUGGGCAGCACGACGGCUGCAUGGCUUCCCUGGUCCACCUGGCCUUCCAGAUAUAUGAGGCGCUGCGGCCCAGGUACCUGGAGAUAAGAGCUGUGAUGGAGCAGAUUCCGGAAAUUCAGAAGGACUGUCUGGACCAGUUUGACUGCAAGCUGUUGAACCCCUCUCUGCAGAAAGUGGCUGACAAGCGCCGGAAGGACCAAUUCAAGCGCCUCAUUGCUGGGUGCAUUGGGAAACCCCUGGGCGAGCAAUUCCGGAAAGAAGUUCACAUUAAGAAUCUUCCCUCACUUUUCAAAAAACCAAAGCCAAUGCCAGAGACAGAUGCGCUGGAUGAGGAGGGUGGCCUAGCCACCAUCUUUGAACCCUAAAUCAAGCUGUUGCGCAUCCUUCCUCGACCUUUAUUGUCAUCUCUUCUUCCCCUGUGUAGCUGAUCUCUAGGCCCCUCUCCACUGCCACCUCACUUUCCACCGUCGUCAGCCUGGAGAGAGAUCCAGGGCUGGAGCUGGAGAGAGCGGGCCCUGUUUAGGGCUGGAAGUCAUUGUGCUCAAGUAUCAAGAGGGAGUCAGGGCUUACACCAUUCUGUCUAGAUUUCCCAGGUAUAUCCCAUCCUCUUUGGAGUUUUGCCUUUUCCCAGAGAGAAAAGCUAGAGCAGAGCGGCCCUUCUCCCCAAGCCCUCCCAUGCCCAGGCAGCCAUACACCUGUGCAGAGUGGUAACUAGGGGCGCUACACCCAAUGCUGUGACCAGCCAGGCUUGCGGCAAGGGCUCAGCCCUGAACUACUUGUGCCAGAGUUUCUCCUGGGUUGUUGAGUUCCAUUGAGCCCCCUUGCUGCCGGGCUGACAAGAACCUUCCCCAUUCUCCAGGGGCGUAUCUGGGUCAGGUGCUGAACUGAAUCUGGCCAGUUCCCACUUUGAGCAAGAAUCUGGUCGCCUGAGGAGAUCCGUGGUAUGAGCCACUGAUAAGCUCUGGGUACAGUAUCAAACAUCCGUCCCUUCGGGGGCCAGGGCUGGGCCAGGGUCUGUAGUGCUCUAACACCCCUUAGAGCUCACAUAUUUUGUCCUGCCACGAAUCCUCAGUGUUGUUUCCCCAGCCCCCAGGGUCCACUCAGACACAAGAGCCACAGUACCCUAUCUAGUGUCAUGUGAUGUCACUGGCAUUCAAGGAUAAAUCCACACCAACUAGGCUAUAUCUGUAACAAGCAGCUAGCCACUGGUCUCCUCUCCUAGGACUAGCUGAGUCCAGGUGCCUUCAAAAAUCUCAUGGUCUUUUGGGUCCUGGUCACUUCCCUCAUGGGCCAUUUGCAGAAGAGAAAAACAUGCCUUCCCAUCAGAGCCUUUAUUGUGAGUCUCCAGUCUCUUCUAGACAUCACUGGAUGGCCCUAUAAGCAGAGGGGACAUGGGUGUGGGAAUUAAGUUAAUCUCCACAGUGUUCAUGUGCUCUCCACAGAGGCCUGGCAUCAGUCCAAUCCACUGACCAGGCUUUUCAGUGAGAGCCAGUCAGAGUGCAUGGACUGAAGCUGCAGCUCUUAGCUGGUAUGGCCCCAGGUCAGGUGGGGGCAGGAAGAGGUGAAGCUGGAAAAGACUUGGGAGUCCACGUAGCACCCUAUGGCACAGGCUGGAUCCGUCCCCUCUUCCUGGGUGGUGCUUUGGGCUUCCUGUCCACUGUGAAGGCCGUCUCCGCAUGUUUCCCUCCAGGUUUACCAGCUGCCUACUCCUCUCUGGUGGGGCUGUGGAGGGUAUAGUUGUAUUUAUUGUGUUGUAAUAUUUUUAACAUCCAGUGACUUCAUGCUAGAAGUUUUCUAUUGUUUAUAUAACCUUUUUGUAGAAACAUUUAACUGAAGCACAUCUGCAUGUCAGUAAAAAUCUCAGUUUCAUACAGAAAGGGCCCCAUCUGCCUUUUUCAAACCAGUGACACACUCCAGGGUCGCUGUUCCUCACAAGCAUCUUGCCAGCGGGGCUGGACAGGAGGAGCUGCCUAGGAGACCUGCUCCACCAGGCCCUCCCUCUGAACUAAGAUAGCAUGCCAGCCGGGGGAUUUCUCUCCACGACAUGUAGGCCAGGUAGUCCUUGCAUCCUCUCAAGUGUUGCCACUGGUGGCCGCUGGACCUAACCCAGAGGGGCUGUCCAAAGAGCACUGUUCUUCCUGCCUGUGUCUUGAUGGCCCUGUGACUCGACUGCCAUGGAACACCCUCUUCUCAGGAACGUCCUCGUAUCCAGGAAAUAGGUGAGCAGCACACGCUGUUUUCCUGCGGUCUGCUUGUGCCCCCAUUUGGCAUUCUCUUGGGGCUUCAGAGGUACUUGGCCCAGAACCUGCAGUCAUGUCUGAGCUCAAAAUUCCUAACUGCUAAAUAAUGCGAAGUCUCUUCUGAGGUGGGGCCCUGUGUUUCUGGAUGGAAACUGAAGAAAUGGUCUCCAAGAAAGGGAUUUUUGUCUGGAUGUGAAUUUAUUUACACCAAGGCCUUACAAAGGCAUAAAAGACACAUUUUGUGGCACAUUUAACAAAAUGUAUUGACUGAAAAUAAAGCUGGAAUUGUCCCCAGAAAACCCAGGCCCCCUAGUCUCUCUGGGCUCCCAGUAGUAGUACUGCGGGGGCAGGGCAGAACCUGAAGUCUUCAGCUUGCCUCAGGAGUACCCGAUCCUGGCCAUAUCAUCCAGCGUGGCCUUAGUCCAUCUGAACCGCAUCCAAUUCGUCCAGGAACCGCUGACACUUCCCCAUCAGCACCUUGAUGGCUUCACUCACCAGCACAUCUGGUGGCAACACCCCUGUGGACUCAACAGAAACUGGGGACCAGAGAGAAACGUGCCUUAGCACAUACUGCUAGAUUCCACAUCUGACCUCCAGCAAACUGCGGCAUCAAAAAACCACCACCGCCCCACUGUCAACUUGAAACUCACAGAUAUAAUGGUCUCGAACACGCGCAAGCCGUACAACCUUCUUUAGCUUCUCAUUCCGGAAGACUUCCCUGCUAAAGGUAUCUAGCCGGGGAUUGGCAACUCUGGCCACCUUUUUACCUAAU
Molecule: messenger RNA, 6382 nt
Organism: Budorcas taxicolor (takin)
Lineage: Eukaryota; Metazoa; Chordata; Mammalia; Artiodactyla; Bovidae
Gene: XPO5
Product: exportin 5
Exons: 32
Coding region: 136-3735 (1199 amino acids)
Biological process (GO): RNA export from nucleus; protein export from nucleus
Cellular component (GO): cytoplasm; nucleus; RNA nuclear export complex
Molecular function (GO): RNA binding; small GTPase binding; nuclear export signal receptor activity
Source: RefSeq, a predicted model, not a curated record